Molecule: messenger RNA, 4266 nt
Organism: Klebsormidium nitens
Lineage: Eukaryota; Viridiplantae; Streptophyta; Klebsormidiophyceae; Klebsormidiales; Klebsormidiaceae
Source: the annotation of a GenBank genome assembly
AUGGGUAGCUACUACGGCCCCUACGAGGCGUCCUCCUCCGACAUGCUCCACACGCAGCACCCCACCGACUUCGAGAUGGAUCAUUUCCUGUCGCUUGGGAGUUCCCCCCUGCUAGGCCCAACCGGGAAAGGAUUAGGGGGCGGCAUGAAGGAACUGGGGGACAGCCUCGAUGCCGACGCAGGGGGACGCACUGUGCGAGCUGGGAGAGUUUCCAUGUUCGGCGAUCUUGUGCCGAUCAGCGAGGCAUACCCGGUUCCCAACUCCGAACCUCUAACCUCGUUUCUCAACGGGCCGGAUGGGCACGCCCCGGGGGACGAAGCGUUCGGCAAGUCGCUGCACGAGCCGAAUUUGCUGGAGUCGUUUCUAGAGAAGGAGCAUCCCCCCAGUGCGGCACUCCGUGAGGAUGGGGUUGAUGGGAUGCAGACCGGGGAGAGGAUGCCGCCCCCUUAUAGGGAAGGCUUUGAGGGAUCUGCACACGGGGGGCUGCGCUCUGUGCACCAGACGCGGGACUUCAUGAGCGGGGGCCACCCCAGUCAGGGAAUGUACGAUGGCUCAGUUCACCAGGCGGGGGGUUAUGAGGGUUCCGCGCACCGGGGUCACGUUUUUGAAGCGUCGGGCCACGGUUUCGAGGGGUCUGCGCACCGGGGCCAGGCGUUUGACGGUUCGGGGCAUCACAGCAGGGGGUAUGAUGGGUCCACACACCACAGCAGGGGGUUUGCAGGCUCCUCGCAUCGAGUUUCCGGGUUUGAGGGUUUGGGCCAUCACGGCCAGGCUUUCGAGGGGUCCCACCACAGCCAAGGCUAUGAGGGGUCCGUCACCGGGAUCUCGGCAUUCCCCCAGGGGGGCCAGGUGUCGAGUUCUCCACCAACCGGGGGGGUUCAGCAGCGGGGGGGGUUCGUCACAGGGGGGGGACUAUUUCUCCUCCGAAAUAGGGGGGCAAGAUGGGUCGUUCCGAGGGGGGGGGUGCUGAACUCGGUGCUAGUCCAGGGGCCAAAUUUCCUGCCGAAUGGACAGCGGAUGUGCGCAUGGCGGGGGUGCGAAAUUGCGGCUAGGGGGAGGACCGCGUUUUGCAUUGUCCACGGAGGGGGGAAGAAGUGCACGACCGAGGACUGCAGCAACGCAGCGGAGGGGAGGACAAAGUUCUGCAAGGCGCACGGGGGGGGAAAGACGUGCUCGGUGGAGGGGUGCCCAAAGAGCGCCGAGGGCAAGGCGCAAAUGUGCAUUGCACACGGAGGCGGGCGGAGGUGCAAGGCUGAGGGCUGUACUCACAGUGCGCGAGGCAGCUCCGGCCUGUGCAUACGGCACGGGGGUGGGAAGCGGUGUCAGCGGGAGAACUGCCAACGGAGCGCCGAGGGGCAUACCCAGCUGUGCAUCAGUCACGGAGGUGGGCGGCGGUGUCAAGCGCUGGGCUGCACCAAGGGCGCCCAGGGAAGCACCAACUUCUGCAAGGCGCAUGGGGGGGGGCGUCGGUGCGUCAUGCCCGGAUGCACCAAAGGCGCGGAGGGGCGGACGCCGUUUUGCAAAGCGCACGGGGGGGGCAACCGCUGCAGUUACGAGGGGGGGCAGGCCUGCACGAGAAGCGUCCAUGGGGGGACCAAGUUUUGUGUAGCGCAUGGAGGCGGGAAAAGGUGUAAGUUUUUGGGGUGCACCAAAAGCGCCCGCGGUCGGACCGACUUCUGCGUGCGACAUGGCGGCGGCAAGCGCUGCGUUGCGCCAGGCUGCGACAAGUCCGCGCAGGGGAAAACGGACCUGUGCAAGGCGCACGGGGGCGGGAAGAAGUGCCAAUACAAGGCCGACGAUUUCCUCUCUCCUUGCGAGCGUUUUGCUCGCGGGAAGACGGGCCUUUGCGCCGCCCACAUGGCUCUGAUGAAGAAGAAGGAAAAGGAGCAGGCGGAGGAACUAGGCGUGCCGGAAAAUGGAAUGCAGCUCGGCACGCCAGGGGGGCCGCAGGGGCUGUGGAUGCGCGCGGGGGGAGAAGGGCCGGAGGCUAACCAGCUGUUCUACCACGUUUUUGCGCCCAACGAUCAGUUCGGGGCGGCGAGGGCACAGGUCGGGGUUGACGAGUUCGAGGACCAGAAGAUGCCGUUUAUCGCAAUGCCGCUUGGGCCGCCGGACGCGGACUCGAACAAGUUUGGCGAGGGCCGCGUGCGCGGCGGGGGUGGCGCCGCGCAGCUGCUGAACGCGCCCCCGGUCUCGUCGGGGCUCGCCGACAUGGACGUCCAGAAGCUGGACGAAGUGAAUGCGUUCCGGCAAGCGGAGGCCUCUCGGAUCGUUUCGCUAUACAACCAGAACGCGAGCCCCGACGUUCGGCAUGUCGUGGGUGCUGCGCACGAGACGCUGUCGGCCGGGGGGGGCGUUUUUGGCUGGGCGAGUCACCGGGGGCAGGAGGGUGUUGCGGAAAGCGGGCCGGAGUCGGUCGGGGGGUCAAGUUCCGGUCGGUUAACGGACGCGCUUUUCUCAGAGGCGUAUCCGGGAAGCGGGGACGAGCGCGUGAGGGGGGAGUCGAGCGUGCUGACGUGGCUACAGUCGGGUCUCCCCCUGGAAAAGUUGUCGAGCGGGUACGGGUUUUCGGAUUCGGGAAGCAGCCACGGGGGCGGGGGGGGCAGCACCCAUGCGGGGAGUCUGUUCACCAGUCACCUCGGCGGAGGCGGGCAAAAGGAAGAGGGUAGCAAGCACGGCGGCGACGAAAUGGGGGGGUCCAGAGGUUUCGUCGGCCAUGAAUCGAUGAACCUUUCGAACUCUGGCAGGGGGUUGUCGAGGGGGACUAACAGCAGUGGAAUUGUGGAUCCGUCUCAGGGGGGAAUGAGCUCGCAGGGGUCUGCACACAUGGGCGCCCCCCUGCCGACGGUUGAGGCGUUUUUGGCAGGGUUCGAAGCCGGGCGGAAGCGAGGGGGGGCGGGCUCGAGCCUCAGCGCAGGGGCUGUUCGCAACCCCCCGAGAGGGGGUGCGUUUCAAAGUUUCAGCGAUGGGGGCCUCCUCUCACGGCGGCCGUUCAAGCCCGACCUGCGGGGUUGGGAGUUUGGGGUCAACAAUAACCAGCCCGGGUUAGGCCAUGAGCAGGGUCCCAGCGCCCACAACUCGCAUGGGUUAGGGACUAACCCGGGUCCCGGGGCCCGGGAGGCGCUGGGGAGUCUCCGAAGGCUGCAGGAGCGGCAGUGGCAGGAGGUGCAGCGUGGGCGGGCCUCGGGUGACGUCAGCAUGAUGGACCAAGUGGCGUCAUUGAGUUCGCCGGUGUGGCUGGCGGACGAUGCGGGUGAGAUGCCACCCCCUCGGAGCGCGGGCGGUGGCCGGGCCCAUGGGUACGGGGGGCCGUUCAUGACGCGGCGCUCGCGGGAAGAUUUGCAGCAAGCUCCUCCGGCGAGCGGAGGUGCGCCGUUUUUGGAUGCGCCGCGGCGGUUCCAUUUUGACGCGGACUCCGACCAGGAGACCUCGACGUUUGCUGGGAGCAUUCUCACGCACGGCGGUCUCGGGGAGGACGAAAGCGUGCGGGGAGGGAACGCGUUUUACACGGACGAGCCGCUCGCCAGCGAGACGCUGAACCAUUUGAUGCUGAGGGACGAGCCGGAGCGUGCGCCGAGCCCGGCAACAGUGGCGUUUGUUGCAACUAGCAUGAUGGACUCACCGGCGGUCGCGCCGCUACCGAAGAGCCUCGAGGGGUUGGGGCCGGACGAUCUUGGGCCGGAUCUGGAGCAUGGGACAUUUAGCGGGAUGAUGGCGUCGAUAAUCAACAACAGCCCGCAGCUGAACGUGCAGUUCCAACCGACCUCCGUGGGGAUGCAGAAGCUAGAUCUGCCGGAGCCUGCUGCUGACAACGUGUUGAGCAACGUUAGCGGGGUAUUUGAACAUGUUUGAGGACCCCCUGUCUACAAGUCAGAAACGACUGCUAGGCCGGUAGCUGUAGAUUGAAUAGACGUAAGCCGCAUGAGAAGCGUAGGGGAAGCAAGCACAUUGUACGGGUCCUUCGAACGUUUGAAACUUGAAGCAUUUCAAACGAUUCUUGGGCAUGAGGCGUAGGUCUAAACUUAAGGAAAAGGUUAGAGAAAUUGUCGCAUUAUGGUGUAUUGGAGCCGCUCUUUAAAAAGCGCUAAUGAUUAUACCAGUUGUAGAUCUAUUAAAAUAAGGUAGGAUGUACAAAACGUAGAUCCUAGUUUUGAGUUUCUCUUUUGGUCCGACGAGCAAGACCUCAAUUGACAUUGUAUUGAGUCCGUGCCUUUCUGCGCGGGGCCAUGAUCCUGAUUGACAGGAUGAUCUAUUAUUAAAGGUCUC